AUGUCGAACGCGAUAGAGGAUCCCCGGGUCAGGGCGGCCAUUGAGCACUACCUGUUAGAUCUGGAGAACACCCAGCCGAAGAAUACGAAGCGAAAUUAUCGUCCCAAGCAGGAAGAAUGGAAGGAGUGGUGUCAAGCCAACUGGCCUGCGAUCCCGGACGUUUGGCCGGCCUCGGUACCACAGGGCCAACAGCUACCGGGAGACCUGGUCGAUGAAGGAAAGCUCUUGCUCUUCAUGAAGGAGAUACCCGACCACACCAACGUGGCAUGGUCCGAGAGGAAAGAGAUCGCCUGCGCCCUGAGGACGCAGGUGGACUUUCUGCUCGGGAACCACAUGCUGCUGCGGUCCGGCAACCGCCUGCCGAUGGAGUUGGCAGACUGCUUUCCCCUGGACUUACCCAACGAGGGCUGCAAGGCCCAGGGGUAUACCACGAAGGCGCUGGUUGUCGUGAUGAACUGUGGGAAGACCAACCAGCACGGCCGCAUGGAAAGCGAAGACUGGUAUGAAACGAAGGUGCUCCGCCGAUCGGCGAAGGAGCCUCAAGCUCCGUUGUCGGGCCAGACUGCCCGAGAAUGGACGUCCAGGUUCUACAAGAAGGCCGGCAUCAAGGUCUCCAAGGUCAGCCAUGCGCCUAGAGUGGCCGCGACGCAAAACGCCGACAUGGCCGGAGUGGAUGAAGGCCAGAUCCGCCGAGCCGGUCGUUGGAAUAACGGAGACCAAAUGACCGGCUGCUAUCUGACUUCCUGCCUUUCGAAUUCAUGA
Molecule: messenger RNA, 762 nt
Organism: Hirsutella rhossiliensis
Lineage: Eukaryota; Fungi; Ascomycota; Sordariomycetes; Hypocreales; Ophiocordycipitaceae
Product: centromere DNA-binding protein complex CBF3 subunit
Exons: 6
Coding region: 1-762 (253 amino acids)
Molecular function (GO): DNA binding
Source: RefSeq, a predicted model, not a curated record